Molecule: messenger RNA, 3096 nt
Organism: Octodon degus (degu)
Lineage: Eukaryota; Metazoa; Chordata; Mammalia; Rodentia; Octodontidae
Product: zinc finger protein 724-like
Exons: 2
Biological process (GO): regulation of DNA-templated transcription
Source: RefSeq, a predicted model, not a curated record
GGAACUGUUGACAUUCAGAGACAUGGCCAUUGAUUUCUCUCUGGAGGAAUGGGAAGACCUGGACUCUGCUCAGCAGAAUUUGUGUAGGGAUGUGAUGUUAGAGACCUAUGGAAAUCUGGUCUCCCUGGGUCUUGCUGACUCUAAGCCAUACAUGAUCACCUGUCUGGAGCAAAGCAGAGAGCCUUGGAAUGUAAAGAAACAAGACUCAGUAGUAAUCCAUCCAGCUGUUCAUAACGGAGAGAAGCCAUUCAAAUGUGAAGAAUGUGGCAAAUCCUUUAAGUGUUGUUCACACCUUACUUGACAUCAAAAAAUUCAUAGUGGAGAGAAGCCAUACAAAUGUGAAGAAUGUGGCAAAGCAUUUAAUUGUUGUUCACACCUUACUCGACAUCUGAGAAUUCAUACUGGGGAGAAACCCUACAGUUGUGAAGAGUGUGGCAAAGCCUUUAGACAUGGUUCAAAUCUUACUCAGCAUCAGAGAAUUCACACAGGUGAGAAGCCGUACAAAUGUAAAGAGUGUGGCAGAACCUUUACCCACUGCUCAACUCUCAAUCAACACCAGAGAAUUCAUAGUAGAGAGAACACUUACAUAUGUGAAGAAUGUGGUAGAGCCUUUAAUACAUUCUCAAGCCUUUCUAUACAUCAUAGAAUUCAUACUGGAGAAAAACCUUACAAGUGCCAGGAUUGUGGCAAAGCCUUUAACUUUCGAUCUGACCUUAAUAGACAUCUCAGAAAUCAUAAUAGAGAGAAAGUACACAAAUGUAAAGAUUUUGGCAAAACCUUUAGUAACUGUCCAAAUCUUACAAAGCACCAGAGAAUGCAACUGGGUGAGAAGCCCUACAAAUGUAAAGAGUGUGGAAAAGUUUUUAAAUAUUUUUCACACCUUACUCGGCACCACAGAGUCCACAGUGGAGAAAAACCAUACAAAUGUAAAGAAUGUGGCAAAGCCUUUAAUGAAAAGUCGAAGCUUUUUCAACACCAGAGAAUUCACACAGGUGAGAACCCUUACAAAUGUGUGCAUUGUGGUAAAGGGUUUAAUAAUUGUUCAAGCCUUACUCAGCACCAGAGAAUUCAUACUGGAGAGAAGCCCUACAAAUGUAAAGAACGUGGCAAAGCCUUUAACAGUUGUUCUCAUCUUACUCGACAUAAGAAAAUUCAUGAAAGGGAGAAACUUUGCUAAUGAAAGAGUAUGAGUCUUUAUGUGUGGCUCAAACCUUACUCAACACUAGAUGGUACAUACUGCAUGGAAUACUUACAAAUGUAAAGAUUUUGGGAAAGACUAGUAACUGCACAAACCUUACUCAACAGAAACUGGAGGGUUCUCUUAACUGGAGAGAAUCCUAGAAAUUAAACAAUGUAGCAAGGCCUUUAGUAGGAAUUCAGUCCUUACUCAGCAUAAUACACUUUAAAUUUUAGAAACAGUAUAUAUGCUGUGAAUUUGGAAAACUACAAAAAAUAUGCAAUUCAGAACCUAAAAAUAUUUUAGUAAGAAAAAACUUUUACAAAUGUAUAGAUAUCAGCAGAACUUGUAUGUAUGGUUAUAAUAUAUGUAAGAUGAUUGUCACUGGAGAGAAAUUGUAAAUAUAGGAAAUAUUGCAUAAACUAAUUUGCCCAGAAUUUACUAGACAUCAUUAGUUGAUGUAGUAGGGAUAAAUUCUCAUCAUUGUCAGAAAAUAAUGUAGGUAAUACUUCCCUGAAGGGUUAUAAAUUUAAAUGAAUUCAUGGUUUUUAAAUUGCUUCACUUUUGAAAACUAGAUGAAGAGCAACUCUCAAAUAGAUAAUUGUAUUAGUGGAAUAUGACUGCUUCUUACAAGUUUUAAACUUUUUCCUAAAGAAUAUAGAGUAGAUCUUAAAAAUAUUCUCAUAAUUUUAUUUAUUCAUUUAUUUGUGGUACUGGGGAUUGAACACAACUUUUGCAACCAACUAUAUCUGUGACUUGACUUGGAGGCAGGAUUUCACUAAAUUGCUAACUUGGCAAGGCUGUAAUUUUGAUCAUCUUGCCUCGGCUCCUGAGUUUAACAGGAUAAUAGCUGGGCUUAUUCCUGUAAGUUUUAUUUUUAUUUAUUUCUCAUACUUGUAAUUACUGGGAAACUAAUAGUUAAAGGGGUAUAAUAGUAAGCCUUAGUUUUUUUUUUUAAUCUGAAUUGCAGUUUAUAAAACUUUAUAAUUGUUUUCCACAUAUUACCUACAAAGCAUAGAAAAACUUUGGUAUUCAUUUACAUUAACUGAAAUGUAAAAACAUUACAAUCUGUUGGUAAGUUUUAUAUGUAAUACAACUAUAGAAAUUCUAAUUGUUGAUGUAAACUUGUAUGUUUGUCUAUUGAAAAGGGGAGUAUUAAUACAAAAAAUUAUUCCAAUUGUUAUUUUACUACAAAACCAAAAAUCUCACAUGUUAUGGAAAACCUGUGUUGUUUAUGCUGAGCUCACUUAUUUAAAAUGCUAUGUUAUAUUUGACAGUUACUUGUGCAAGAUGUAGUGUAGCUUACUUGGUGAAAUUUUGUCCCAUUUAGGAUUUUAAGUAUGAUUUUUAUAAUAUUUAAUGGUGUUCAGAAGUUAAUUUGAAAAUUAAAUUCUCAAUGAAUAUAUUAAGUUAAUUUUUAUUUGAUUGGCAUAACUCCACUUAUUCUAUCUCAAAAAGCAUAUUUUAACUCAUUUUUAAUGUACUUCUUUUGAUAAGUUACAUCGUAUAAUUUAAUGAAUACCAAGAUAAUUUGUUCCAGUGAAAACUGGGGGAUCUUAAUAAUUCAUGGAAUUAUUUCAACAUUUUCAUAGAAAAAAGGAACAGAACAGAAUAGGGAAUAUAAAGAUUCUCCACAAUUAGAAAAUUAUUAGUUAUUACGAGUUUAUUGAUUGGUCUAAGAGAAGGAAAUACCCAUUGUGAAUAAAUGGUAUUAAUUUUCUAUGUAAAAAGAAGACACUUAUUCCAGUGCUACACAAAUGAUACUUUGUGAAUUUAAGAUUAGGAUUUUUUUUUCUUUCCUAAUCAUAUCCAGAAUGUCAUUGAUUCUGAAUUCAUUUAUGUUGUCUUGGUAUAGUGUCCUCACUCCACAUGCAGAAUUCACAUUUCUUCACACCUGAUGCUUUUUCCUUGACAUGAAG